GCAUCGAACUCAUAAUCAGGAUAGGAAAGCCAUCAUAUGGCAAGAAUACCGGGGAAAGCAGUAUUAGAAGCUGAAGAUGCAGAAAGCGUGCUUUUCGUCUACCGGUUUUGGGGUGAAAGGGUGUACUUCUUCUUUCUCAUCUCCUUCUUCCUCCUCCGCCGGCUCAUCGCCCCGACGGACACCGUCCGAUCCAUCGUCAACACCGCUCUCUUCCUCUACGUUCCUUUCUUCAUCUACCUACAGCUGGGAUACUUCAACAUCCUUCAUCUUUCCAAGACGAAGGAGAAGGAGAAGAAAGGAGUAGUUGUUCGGAUGGUACAGUUGUUGUUUCCGGCCUCCAUGAGGACCGUCCAUGCGAUGGAAUUCAGGCUUGCAUUUGUGUUCCUCGUUUAUAUGGUGGCUGGCUUCACCGUCGGCAGCCUGGAGCCGAGACGAGGACGGUGGGUGCCGGAACCUGACGUCGUACUCGCUCUCGCCUUAUUUGCCGGUCUCUACUUUGGCAUCAACAAAGGCAUCGGCUUUGCCCUGCGCCUCUACCAUCCUCGCAGGCAUUAUGAUCAUCAGUAUGGUUGUGAUGAGGAUGAUAACAAUGAUAAUGAUUGUAAUGACUAUUUGUUACAUGACAAGAGAAGACAGCCCAAGUCAUGUCCUCAACGAUCCUAGGGUUUAGCAGAGUAAUUAAUACGAGUACUAGUAGCUAUAUAGUAUAUAAUAUAUUCUGUCGAUGAAGAAAGAAUGUAUCGUUUUUUCGAGUUAAUUUUUCUUUUCCUGAUGUUUUUACAAGAGUAAUUGUAAUAGUACGUAGAAUCACGGUCAUCUCAUGUUACUUCAAUCUUGUCUCGAAACACUAUUAUUAUUGUUGUAAUUACGGCGAUGAGGAUGACUCGGUGGCGCCACCGGUCAUUGG
Linum tenue is the source of this 907-nucleotide messenger RNA. The record is from the annotation of a GenBank genome assembly. NCBI's taxonomy places the organism in Eukaryota, Viridiplantae, Streptophyta, Magnoliopsida, Malpighiales, Linaceae.